AUGGAACUGGUAUCAUGGCUGGGAUUAAAUGCCUAUUUAUUUAUUGACACAUAUAUCUGGUAUGAAAAGGCAGAUUCCUACCUCUAUACACGAGUAAUAUUGGGUUCUACUUUAGCAUGGGCAAGAGCUUCUGCAAUGUGUCUGAACUUCAACUGCAUGCUGAUUCUGGUGCCGGUCUGUCGAAAUUUUGUUUCUCUCCUCAGAGGAACAAGUGUAUGUUGCAGAGGAGAUGUAAGAAGACUGCUUGACAAAAACAUUACAUUUCACAGGCUUAUUGGCUAUAUGAUCACACUUCAUGCAGCUGUCCAUAUUGUCGCACAUUUGAUCAACAUACAGCGCUAUCACAUGAGUCAAUCAAUAGAUGCUGGAAGUCUCUGUAACCUACUAUCAUACAUUGGAAACCAUUCUAAUGAGAGCUACUUAAAUCCUAUUAGAAGCUACAACACGAACAUUACAAAAGAAGUACUUGUCUCACUAGCUGGUAUCACUGGUUUUGUCAUCACGCUGGCUUUAGUCCUAAUUGUAACGUCAUCUACAGAGCUCAUAAGAAGGUCAUUCUAUGAAGUAUUCUGGUAUACUCAUAAUCUGUCCAUUAUUUUUUUCAUUGGACUUAUUAUACAUGGUGCAGGACAGGUAGUUCGUGGCCAGACACCACAAAGCAUGUUAUUACAUAAUCUUUCAUAUUGUAAAGACCAUUAUUACGAGUGGGGAGAUACUACACAAUGUCCUUUACCACAAUUUUCUGGCAGCAAACCAUCGACUUGGAAAUGGGUUGUUUGUCCUUUGCUGUUAUAUGCUUGUGAAAGGGUAAUUCGUUUUUGGAGAUCUAAACAGCAAGUUGUCAUCACAAAGGUUGUUUCUCAUUCAUCUGAAGUUCUAGAAAUUCAAAUGAAGAAACGUGGUUUUGCAAUGGAGCCAGGCCAGUAUAUUUUCCUUCAGUGUCCUGCUGUAUCACACCUAGAGUGGCAUCCAUUUACACUAACUUCAGCUCCAGAAGAGUCAUUCUUCAGUGUCCAUGUGAGGGCUGUUGGAGACUGGACAAAAAGACUACUUGAAGAAUGUGGGGCAAACAAAAAUCUGUGUUUGGAGCCGUGGCAGUUGCCAAGACUGGCUGUAGAUGGACCUUAUGGAUCAGCAACAACCAAUUUAUUUCAUUAUGAAGUCGGUGUAUGUAUUGCAGCUGGGAUUGGAGUCACGCCAUUUGCAUCAGUGCUGAAAUCUGUUUGGUACAAGUACUGCUGUUCACACAGUGAAAUGAAGCUGAAAAAGAUCUACUUUUAUUGGAUUUGUCGGGAUACUCAUUCUUUUGAAUGGUUCACUGACCUGCUUAACUCUUUAGAAGAACAAAUGUCAGAGAAAGGCAAAACAGAUUUUCUUAGCUAUCAUCUUUUUCUCACUGGAUGGGAUGAUAAUCAGGCUUCACACAUAGCUUUUCACUAUGAAGAUUACCUUGACGUAAUUACUGGUCUCAGACAUAAAACGAAAUAUGGAAGACCAAUCUGGCAUAAAGAAUUUAAAUAUGUAGCAGACAGUCAUCCAAGUAACAGCAUUGGAGUAUUCUUCUGUGGACCAAAAUCACUUUCUAAAGUCCUCAACAGUAUGUGUCGUUUACAUUCAUCAUCUGAUCCAAGAGGAGUCCAUUUUCAUUAUAAUAAGGAGAGCUUUUAAUUGCCAUAUAGAAAUUACUUUUUGUAUACAUAAUGUCUUAUUUUUAAACAAAUACAAAACCUUCGUUGGUUCCAAUAGAGCAAAGAAAUUUAAUAUUGGAAACAAAUUAACCUGGUAAUAGAUGUGAGUGUUUGCUAUUCAGGGGUGGUGUGAAAAGAAGACAUUCAGAAGGUUGACAUUUAGAAUGACAACAGGUUCUGAAUGUUGACAUGGCAUUUAGUUUGAAAACCAAUAUGUCAACAUCAUUAAUGUCAACAUUUAACAUAUCGACGCCAGAAAGUUGACGAACAGUUUUAUGCUUAUUUUAGUCUUAAUCUAUCCCAAACCCCUAAACCUAACCCAAAAUCUAAACAUAACCCUAAACCUAAUCCAAAACCUAAAUGUAACCCUAAACCUAUCCUAAAACCAAAACGUAACUAAACCUAAAAUUAAGCAAUAAACUGUAUGUCAACAUAUGGUGCCAACAUGUUGAAUGUUAACAUUAUAAACAUGUUGACAUUUUAACCAUGUUAACUUUUUCAAUGUCAACAAAUUAUAUGUCAACCUAAAGUCCUGGUCGACAUUCAGAAUGUGUUGACAUUCUGGCAUCAACCUCUUGAACAUCGAACUUCUGAAUGGAUACCAUUUUUACAAGUUAUAGCCCUUUCCUGAUCAAUUUCAAUACAAAAUACCCAGGUAUCACAUUGAUCAGGUAAAUAAGUACUCCAUGUACUGUAUUUGGGAUUUGCACAGUUGUGAGUGGUCAUCUGUAGGCAGUUUGACUUUAUCAGCCAUAAAGACUCAAGGGCUGAUGAAAAGUUGAAUAUACAUCUGCCUGCAGACCUUGUCUUGGAGGAUUACCCAAAGUUUAGACACAAAUGAAAAGUGACACCAGUGGUUAGUGAUUAGUGAAAAUCACAGAGAUUAAAAAUGGUGUGUAUAAAGGACCUCAUUCCGAGUUGUUCGCUCGCUAGCUGCUUUUAGCAGCAUUGCAAACGCUAGGCCGUCACCCUCUGGGAGUGUAUUUUAGCUUAGCAGAAUA
Messenger RNA from Pseudophryne corroboree (corroboree frog), 2689 nucleotides. RefSeq names its product NADPH oxidase 3 (gene NOX3). Lineage: Eukaryota; Metazoa; Chordata; Amphibia; Anura; Myobatrachidae. Gene Ontology annotation, biological process: superoxide anion generation; defense response. Bases 1 to 1668 code for a protein of 555 amino acids. Gene Ontology annotation, cellular component: plasma membrane; NADPH oxidase complex. Gene Ontology annotation, molecular function: superoxide-generating NAD(P)H oxidase activity. The record is from RefSeq and is a predicted model, not a curated record. The transcript has 13 exons.